This is a messenger RNA of Clonostachys rhizophaga, 2373 nucleotides long. The record is from the annotation of a GenBank genome assembly. NCBI's taxonomy places the organism in Eukaryota, Fungi, Ascomycota, Sordariomycetes, Hypocreales, Bionectriaceae.
AUGGUCAUGGCCCCGUUUUCUGCACUACUGACGGCUGAGCUGCCAAUAUUCAAGGCUGGCAACGUAUCUGCCGGGCUCAUCUGUCAUGCGUUUGGUCUCACUAUUCUCCCCUUCAUAUCGUACCACCUGCACAGGUUCAUGCGUCGGAGAAUUCUCAGUGACGAUGUUUCACACCACAAGGUGGACCAAGAUACAGCGCUGGUGGCAAGACAACUCGCUUUCAUUAACUUCAUGACAGUUAUGGCGGUUCUGCUCGUGUUAGCCUUCUCGAGCGAGUCGAUCCCCGGGCUGGAGAGACUGUUGGCACUGUUAGAUAUUGCGUUGACGGUGGCGUGGGCGUGCGUAUGCUGGAUCCCGCUGGAGCUGAACUCGCACUAUGCAUGCCAGGGGAGUGAUCAUGAUGUGAUGAUCACCAGCAAUAUAGGCUGCAGGCGAGCCAUGUGGACGCCGGGGCUGCAUACGAUAUUGGAGGUGGCCGAGUCAAACUGGUUGUUCAGCAACCCAUUCGAGGAAGAGAGUGACUUUACUCCUUCUCAACAACGCGUCCCCCGAGUUGAGGACGGCCGCCCCCUCUUCGUGGACGAAGCCAACGGCCACAUUCUCACCAAGGCCCAAUUGAGACGGGAUGCUUUAUCCCUGGCCUCCAGUCUCCAGUCGCUUCAUGGCUUAGACCCCCAUGAUCUUCAAUCAUUACCUCCUUCGCCCAAUUGCCAUCGACCAGAGGUCGCUCCAGUUGUUCUUAUCCAGCUGCCCAACUGUCUACCAUUUCCAUCCUUGCUGUUGGGAACAUUGGCGGCCAGCCUCACCGCAACCUUGGUUUCUCCCGCCUUAGCAAGCAGAGAGGUAGGAUGGAUCUUGCAAACAGCCCGGCCUCGGGUUAUCAUCACGUCUACAACAUGUCUUCCUGCCAUGGAAGCGGCCAUCCGUUCGCAGAAGGAUAGGUUGUUCUUUGAUAGCGUCACUGUAUACACUGUUGAUGUCGCUAGCGAGACAUAUCCUUCUCCAGUGCCCAUCGCAGAAAAGCAAGAGAAGGAGAAGGGCAAGGACAAGAACAAGGACAAGGACAAGAACAAGGACAAGGACAAGGAGACGAAGAACUCUUGGAGGAAGCUCCUAACGGCCUCGAGACAUCAUGUUUCCACACCUGGUCGGUUCGACCCGGCUACGCGGGCGGCGCUCAUCCUGUGGUCAUCUGGGACAUCUGGUCGCUCUAAAGGCGUGCUGUUGUCCCACCAGUCGCUGAAUUUCUCAGUCACCUCACUCUGGCAUGACGCCGACUUCUACUUGCGCAAACGCCAGCGAUGGCUGGGCUUUGUACCAUUCUUCCACGUCUACGGCCUUUUGAACCUUCUCCUUCUGGCCAUCCCUACCGGAUCAACGGUGUAUACUUUGCCGGCAUUCAAGCUCGAGACUGUGUUAGCCGCUAUUCCCCGUCUCCAGAUUACCUAUCUGGUUUUGGCACCACCGGUAGCAGUAGCAUUGGCCAAGUCACCCCUUGUUGAGCCCUACGCUAAGCGCGACAGCCGUGGCCGUAACCGGUUCUCCAGUGUUAUCGCCGGCGUUACAGGCGGUGCGCCAUUGGGUCACGAUAUCAUAGCCCAGGUAUUCACCCGACUCGGGUUCCGUAUUCGUAUGGGAUACGGCCUGACCGAGGCUGGUAAUGUGGCAUGCCAACCUGGUCUCAAUGAGAAAGACAUGCAAGCCCAACGGGAUGACAGUGGCCAGCCGCACUGGGGGGUUGAGGUUAUGAUUGCCACCCAUGUCCCCGGGGAGCGUGGGCUGGUCCCUGCUGAGAUUGGGGAGCCUGGCGAGGUUCUAACCCGAUCACCCGGCCUGAUGAUGACAUACAUGCCUGUCGGGGGGUUAUUUUCCACAGAACAGCUCAGCGGCCCCUCGCCCACAGCUGAAGCUCUGACACCACACGGUUGGCUUCGGACUGGCGAUGUCGGCACCAUCAACCUAGAUGGGAGUAUCCGCCUCACAGACCGGAUCAAGGAACUUAUCAAGGUCCGUGGGUUCCAGGUGCCACCAGCAGAGAUCGAGGCCGUUAUUUGUAGUAGCGAAGAGGUCGCAGAUGCCGGAGUGGCAGCUGUCUACGACGCAGAGAGAGCGACCGAAUGGCCGCGUGCGUUUGUUGUUGCUGCGGUUAAGGCACAAACGCACUCAGAGCUCAAAGCCCUUGCAUACCGGUUGCGCGAUCUUGUCGAAGCACAUACGGCGAGGUACAAGAGGCUGAGGGGAGGCAUAGUGUUUGUUGACCAGAUCCCCAAAUCGCCCAGUGGAAAGAUUCUUCGGCGGAUGAUGAAAGAAGGUCAAGUCACCGGCGUGGAGUUUCAGGUAUAUGAGCCAACCGGAGCACCAUCGAAGCUCUGA